This is a messenger RNA of Ilex paraguariensis (yerba mate), 2909 nucleotides long. Lineage: Eukaryota; Viridiplantae; Streptophyta; Magnoliopsida; Aquifoliales; Aquifoliaceae. The record is from the annotation of a GenBank genome assembly.
CGACUUUGUUCUUGCACUCUCACGGUUCUCUUCCUUACGUAAGAAAUUAGGGCUUGAGAGCCAAAAAAAAAACCUAUUUUCAAGCGUUUUUAGAUUCGAUCUUAUCUGAAUUCACAGUUAUCACUAUUAUCGUCGUCCAAGGAUCGAAAGAUGGUGAGAGGAUUGCUCAACAAGCUCGCCUCUAAGUCUCUCUCCGUUGCCGGAAAAUGGCAGCAACAGCAGCUCCGCCGCCUCAACAUCCAUGAAUAUCAGGGAGCUGAGUUGAUGGGCAAAUAUGGGAUCAAUGUGCCUAGAGGUGUAGCAGUUACUUCUGUUGAAGAAGUCAAGAAGGCAAUAAAGGAUGUUUUCCCCAAGGAAAAUGAGUUGGUGGUUAAAAGCCAAAUUCUUGCUGGUGGACGGGGCUUGGGAACAUUCAAAAGUGGUCUGAAGGGUGGAGUUCACAUUGUUAAGGCUGACCAAGUUGAAGAGAUAGCUGGGAAGAUGCUUGGACAGAUACUUGUUACUAAACAGACUGGGCCUCAAGGAAAGAUCGUCAGCAAGGUUUAUUUGUGUGAAAAGUUAUCACUUGUCAAUGAGAUGUACUUUGCUAUUACUCUUGAUCGUACCACUUCUGGUCCUGUUGUUCCUUUUUGGGGCAAUUGCUUGAAGUAUAUCUUACCCCUAAAGUUUUGUGUUCAGAUGACCAAUAUUUCAAUCAUCUUCUUCUUUUUUCUACCUCUUCAAUUGAACUUCUUGUUCAAGCACUGCAAGUUUGUACUUUGUCUUCUAUCACCCAUUGCCAAAUACAACGCAGAGGAGGACAGUAAAACAAUGUCCGACUCCGACCCCGACUACGACUACGACUACGACGACUCCGACUCCGACCCCGACUACGACUACGACUACGACGACUCCGACUCCGACUCCGACUCCAUUGUGAAUAUACGUAUCUGCAUACCAUCGAAGAACAAAGCAAUAUCGUUACAGCCACAAAGUUUUACAACAAUUAAGUUUCUCAAGUUGUUGAUAUCCAAGGCGGGUAUUCCACCAAGCUCUCAGGUUCUCCUCUACAAUGGCGUAGAGCUUGACGAUCACAUGUGCCUGAGGAGAUUCAAUACUGAAGGCGGUGCCGCCAUUCUUCACUUGCUUGUUCAUCCACCGGGCGAUUUUCUGCCACCACAUGAUAUUGGUAUUAGCAUUGUUGCGAUGCUUCCGCAACAUAGAUGUUUGCCGAUCGAGGUGAGACCAUGGUAUACGGUUAAAGACGUCAAGGCUGUGAUCGAGAGUGGUACUGGAAAGCCAUUAGAGCAAGCCAAGCUCAAAUUUCAGGGAAGGAUUCUCAAAGAUUCAAUCACCAUGGGGGACUGUGAUUUUAACAUGGAUAGGAUUCUACAUGUGGUUAGUAUGCCACCGCCACCGCCACUGCCACUGCCACCUUUCUCAGGGAGAGAUUAUUCUUCCAUUGACACAAACUACGGCGAGGAGUUCAUUAUUACUGUGCGCGAACGUGAAUUUUUAUGGCAAAUACCGUUCCAAGUGACAACAUCAAACACUGUGUACGAGAUUAAGAAGAAGAUGGGGUUGAAAGCAAUUCGGCAGACUCUCUUUCUACGCAGAAAACCGCUUCGCGAUGAGGAUACCCUAGGACUCCAUGGCAUACAGGAGAAUUCUGUGCUCUGGUUAUGGGGUCGGUCUUUGGAACUGCAAAUCAAGAUGGUGCAGUGUGGAACGAUAAUUUCGAUUACCCUUUACAGUACAGAAACCAUUUAUGAUCUCAAAAGCUUGAUUUUUGAGAACACUGGGAUUCCAUUGAUCAGCCAAACCCUUGUUCAUGAAGGUCUGUCACUAAUGGAUUCUCUAACCCUAGAAGAUUAUAAUAUCCAGAGUAAUUCUAGGGUUUUUGCUAUCAGUGGAUUGGAUUGUGAAGAUGAAGAAGAAAUUGACUUGCACAUCACAACAAAUUUUACAGAUCCAUUUGUUAUCCGGGUGAAACCUUGGUAUAAAAUAUUGGAUGUCAAGGCUGUAAUUGAGAGCAGAACUCCUGAAAUUCCUAUUAGUAGCCAGAAGCUCUACUAUAACCAUGAAAGGCUAAAAGACUGGAAGACAGUGGCAGAUUAUAACAUCACCGAUAAGUCCUUGAUUUUCGUGGAGAUGACUCCUCUACCUGUGCACAUAUUUAUAAACACGUGCCAUAGAAGUAGCGGGAAUAACACCAUUGAGAUUGAAGCUAUGAAUUUCACAACAGUGAAUGAACUUGUGGAUCGUAUUCCGGACCAGGAGAUUGAAAACAUUAAGUGGCACCCAUGUUUGUUUCUUGAUGAUGUUAUGCUACAAGGUAGAAAAAAGCUUGUUGAAUACGGGAUUGUUUCGGGGUCAGUUCUUAGUUUGGAUCGUUUGAUUCAAAUAAACAUGAUGGAUUCAAGUGGUAAAUGCAGUCAGGUGAAUUUGAAACCUUCUUACUCUGUUCAUGCUGUGAAGAUGAAGAUACAAAAAAGCUAUGGAAUCCCUCAUGACUUUCAGGUGCUGAAAUACAAUAAAGAUGAGAUCGAUGAUCGCUGGAGUUUGGAAGACAUCGAGGUUGUUUUGAGGAUCAGAUUAGUGGAUCUAAGGUGGAAUUGUUUUGGAAGAUCUAGUUCCUUUUUUUGGCCUUCUUAUGUGGAUGAUGCUCACGUAUUCUGAAGUUGAGAUCGAUGAUUGUUGGAAUUUGGAAGAAAUUGAGGCUGUUUUGAGGUGGAAGUCAGUCAUGAAAACUUUCUACUAUUCAUAUUGAAGGUGGGAAUUCUCUAAAAUUAUCGUAGGCUUUUUGGUGAUUGAGUAGCCAUAGUAGUCGUUAUAGUACUACUAGCCAUAGUAAUAGUCAUAGUACAAGUUAUAGUUUGUAAUCACUUAAGUUUCUCUUUUACCUUUAACUCAUUAGCUGAAAUAGCACC